Messenger RNA from Rotaria sp. Silwood2, 1431 nucleotides. The record is from the annotation of a GenBank genome assembly. NCBI's taxonomy places the organism in Eukaryota, Metazoa, Rotifera, Eurotatoria, Philodinida, Philodinidae.
AUGGUAGUUUUAACAAAUACAGACAAUCAAGAUUUUUUUCAACUCGAUAAUGAUCUAUCACCACAAUCAUAUCUUGAUAAAAUAGCUCAUCAAAAUCAAUUAGAAUUAAAUAAAAAACAAUUUGCAUUAUUUAUGGAUGACCAAGAUCCUGUUGGUUAUGCCAGAAAAAAAUUUUUUUAUCCAAAAUUAGGAACACUGCCAAAAAUUGAUAAAAAACGAAUUGAACCAUUUCAUGAAUGUAUUUAUCUUUGUGGUCAAUCGCUUGGAUUGAUGCCUCAACGAACAGUUGAUUAUAUGAAUGCAUUUAUGAAUGAUUGGGCUACAUUAGGCGUUUAUGGUCAUUUUACUGGUUCAAAUCCUUGGGCAAAAUGUGAUAUACCAUGUUUGCCAACUAUGAGUUUAUUAGUUGGCGGUCAAAUCAAAGAAGUUGCUGUUAUGAACCAAUUAUCAUCAAACCUUCAUUUUAUGAUGACGGCAUUUUAUCAACCUCAAGGUGAUCGAUAUAAAAUUUUAUAUGAAGAACAUGCAUUUCCAAGUGAUCAAUAUGCAAUUAAUUCACAAAUUAAAUUACACGGUUAUGAUCCUAAAGAUGCAAAAAUUGUAAUCAAAGCACGAGAAAAUGAAAUUUGUCUACGAACUGAAGAUAUUAUUGAUAUACUUCGACGCGAAGGUCAUUCAAUUGCUCUUGUCAUGAUUGGAGGAGUACAUUAUUAUACAGGUCAAUUAUUUGAUAUUGAAACUAUUACACGUGUUGCUCAUGAACAAGGUUGUUGUGUUGGAUGGGAUUUAGCACAUGCUAUUGGUAAUGUACCAUUGAAAUUACAUGAUUGGCAAGUCGAUUUUGCUGUAUGGUGUACAUAUAAGUAUUUAAAUGGUGGAGCCGGCUGUAUUGGUGGAGUAUUUGUACAUUCAAAUCAUUUUAAUGAUAAUCAUUUGACAAGACUUGAUGGUUGGUGGGGUAAUCGAGAAUCAACACGAUUUACUAUGUUUGAUGAUAUUGAUCGAGAUAAAAGUGCUCUUGGUUUUCGUGUUAGUAAUCCAUCAAUUCAUCAAUGUGCAGCUCUUGCUGCUAGUUUAGAAAUUUUUGAUGAAGUAGGCAUGGAAAAAAUUCGUGCAAAGUCAAUUAUUCUCACUCAAUAUCUUCAAUAUUUACUUCAAACUGAAUUAGCAGAUACAGAAUUAUGUCAAUUUACUUUAUUAACUCCUCUUAAUCCCCAAGAACGUGGUGCUCAAUUAUCAUUUCGACCUAUUGGUAUUACUGCUCAACAAAUUCAUGAUGAAUUAGAAAAAGUUGGUGUUGUUAUCGAUAUUCGCGAUGAUAUUAUUCGAAUAGCACCAGCGCCAUUAUAUAAUAGUUUUUCUGAUAUAUUUCAAUUUGUUUCAUUACUCAAAGAAGCAAUUGUUACACUAACAACGGUAUGUAAAGAAUAA